Molecule: messenger RNA, 3390 nt
Organism: Argiope bruennichi
Lineage: Eukaryota; Metazoa; Arthropoda; Arachnida; Araneae; Araneidae
Product: HEAT repeat-containing protein 6-like
Exons: 24
Coding region: 122-3301 (1059 amino acids)
Molecular function (GO): protein binding
Source: RefSeq, a predicted model, not a curated record
UAUAUGUAAAUAAACACAUGUUUCUGAUAACAGACGAAGCACCAAAAGUCAUUUAUUUCGGACUGGUUAUUUUAGUUUGUUUAUUUGACAAUUCAUUUUUCUCCUUUCCUUUUUAACUACAAUGAAUCUCGAAACAUCAAAAUUUACUACAAAAGAUUUUUGUGUUAGAGUGAAGAAAUUAAAAAUGACAGAUGUUGUUGAAUUAAAUCUUGUCAUUGACCAGUUAAAUGCACUGAAUUCUUUAAAUUUUUCCGGAGAUUGUAAAGAAUAUGGUGAAUUACUGUGUGAUUUAGCAAACUUGAUUCCUCCUGGAAAUGAUCACAUGCUUUCCAAGUUCUGCUGUCUUCUGUAUUUUUCUCUGCACAAACAGAAAGUAAUUCUUCAGGAGGCAUCACAAGAAUAUCUUUUAGAAUUUAUUAUACCAUCAGUUCAUUCUUGUGCUGACUGGGUUUGUAGUGAUGUACUAAUGGCACUGUCAGCUUUAUUGGAAAGCAGCAGUGAGUACAAUAAGAAAUUUAAAGACAUUCUUAUUGGAAAAAAUGGGGUUCUCACAAAAUUUUUGGAAACUGAUUAUGAUGACAAAAACAAUCAAUACAAUGCUUUUCAGUGCCUUUAUUGUCUGUUAAAGUGUUCUGGAGAAAAUCCACUAGAUGAAAAAAUGUUAGAUUUCUGUUUUAAAAAUUGUUUUUUAAUAUUAAAAGACAAAUUAAAGAGCAACAUGGGUGACAUACUUGUCCUAAAGAUAUUUAUUACUUCACUCAAGUGCUUACAGUGUGUUUUCACAUCAAAAAAUAUAAGAGUAGAUAAUUUUGGUGAAUUAUUAGGAACUCUGAAGAAUCUUUUAUUUUAUGGUCUUCCUGGUCAAACUUUCACCCAGGAUAUUAACUUAUAUCCUACGCUUAGGUAUCCUGAAACAUCUCAGCUCCAAGAAUCUCAAAGUGAAUCAGAUAGUCCAUAUCCAAAGCUCAGAAAGCAGAAAAAGAACAAAAGAAGACUAAAAAAGACUCCACAAAAAAAGCAAACACAUGAAGCACCAUCUGUUGAAGAUGAUAGGAGUGCAGCAGCUGAUGCAAGUGAAGCCAUUGCAAACCUUUCUUUAUCUUCAUCUAAAUUCUUCCCCGAGACAAAAGUGAGAAGCAGUAGCUCUGAUUCCGAGUUAUCUGAUGCUGAAAACCACAAUUCCAAAAUAAAAUCUCUACAGGCAUCUCUUAGACAAAAUGCAUAUUUAGUGUUGCAAAAUGUUGUUAAAGUUACAGAUAAAAAAGUGAUAUUUGGUUACUGGUCUUACUUUCUUCCUGAACAUCCCGUAAUACUUGGUCUUGUCUCAAGCCCGAAUAUUUUUACAACAAUCCUGAAAGAUCCUGCCUCACAGGUUCGACUAAGUGCCUUAUCUCUGUUAGCAGAAAUACUAAGAGGGUCGAAGCAGUUUUUGAUCCAUGCAGAUGGAAGGAAUGCAAGGCAUAUGUCAUUCACUUCCUUAAGUUCAAUUCUUGCUACGAUGAUUGGCGAAAUUCAUCGAUAUCUGCUUCUCGCUCUUUUAUCAGAGAACUCUAAUCUACUUCUGAUCCAGAUUCUAAAAUGUUAUGCAAUCCUGUCUGAAAAUGUGCCUUAUUGUAAACUAAACAUGGAUAUUUUAAUGAAAUUUCUGAAGCACGUCAAAACUUACCUCAGCCAUAAAGAUAUACAAGUACGUGUGGCAUGUAUUGCCGUAUUUUGUUCUAUUCUGAAUUCAGAUCAAAUUCCUGUGGAUAUUGAUGAAUGGAUGCUUUCCUCUGAUUUUGAUAAUGCAGUGAAUGUUGCAAAUGGAAAUAAUUCCGUGGACCCCAAUUCUUCAUCUUGUGCAGCUCGUCAGUCACCGUGGAUCAUCCAGCUGUGCCAAAAUAACAUAUUAAAUGAAGAACCACUUCCAAUCAAAAUACAGUCUUUGCAGUUACUCUGUUCUGUUGUUGGAAAAUACUUCCAAAAAUCAUCCUGUUUCUUUGAUGCUGUGGAAAACAUUGUUUUAUUUUGUCUUAAUAAUCCAGAUACAUCUAUACAACUACAUGGAGCUAAGCUUUUAGAUAUUUUUGGGCGCAGUAUAAAUAUUGUAACCAAUGCAGAACUGAAGGAAUCAUUACAGCCUUUAGUAUCUGCAUUAUGGCAGAGUGUGCUAAUGGGAUCUUUCAUCAAAUGUCUGACCAAUGAUGAAGCAAAAACUCUUCAGUCUGUAUGCUGCGAUUGUCUGUCUACAUUAUCAUCUAAUGAUUUUGAAAUGCUGCAGCCUAAACAACAAAUAACAUAUAUUACUGUGUUGCUGGGCUUGGCAUCUGAUUCCAAUCCUAAUGUCAGAGGAGCAGCAAUCCGUUGUCUUGGACUGUUUUGUUUAUUUCCAUCACUGAAUCAGGAUGCCACUUUCCUGGAUGAUGUUUCUGUCAUUCUAAUAAAGUCUGUCGAGGACCCGAAUGUCAAUGUCAGAUUCAAAGCAUCGUGGUCCCUGGGAAAUCUGAGUGAUGCUCUCUUUGUUAGCAAGGACCUUUUGAGUAAAGAGAUAUCUUACAAAUUCUUUUAUUCAAUGGGAAUAGCUUGCGUACGGUUUUCUCUUGACUGCGACCGCGUGAAGGCAAAUGCUGUCAGAGCACUGGGAAAUCUCUUAAGUUAUAUUCCGGAGCAAUUCAUAGGAAUCAAAACAAUGCAGGAAUUCAUCAAAGAAUCAUGUGAAUCACUGAAAUCUGCUCUCUCGUCCAGUUUCAUGAAAGUUUGUUGGAAUUCGUGUUAUGCUGUCAGUAACAUGCUCAAGAAUACCUAUCUUAUUGAACACUGUGAUUUAAAUCUGAAUGAAGUGCUCACUUGCUUGUUAAAAGUUCUCAAGUCACCUAAUUUUAAAGUUCGUAUCAGUGCAGUCCAAGCGUUAACUGCUUUGCCAAGCAGAGCAUUCUAUGGAAAUCUUUACCCAGUCAUUUGGCAGGAUUUGGUGUCAGCUCUCUAUUCCACGUCAUCAGAUGUAAACUUUAAAGAAAUAAAACACCAAGAAAAUUUGCAUGAUCAACUGUGUUUCAGUCUUUGUCAGCUGGCCUCGCUUAUUAAACCAGAAGACCUUGUAGAAAUUAAAGAUUGCAUUUUGUGCUCUCAAGAGGUGUUGUUAGUAUCUAUGUGGAAGCAUGGUUCACGGCUCUCAAAAGAAAAAAGUUUAUUUGUAUACAGCACAAUUGAAAAAAUAAACUGUCUGAAAAAUGCAGAGAUUUCAAAAGAUGAUCCUACUUUAACAAUUUUGCUAGAUAUCUUAAACCAAGCUCACUUUGCAUUUUGUAGUCAAGAUUCUUAAAUUAUAUGCAUUGUAUUAUAAUUUUUGCAUUUAUAUAUAAAUAUUUUAUAUCAUACUUUUUAUUAUCAUGGCAGCUAUAUAUGCAGCUA